Messenger RNA from Acomys russatus (golden spiny mouse), 486 nucleotides. Its product is annotated as ATP synthase subunit d, mitochondrial-like. Gene Ontology annotation, biological process: proton motive force-driven ATP synthesis. Lineage: Eukaryota; Metazoa; Chordata; Mammalia; Rodentia; Muridae. Gene Ontology annotation, molecular function: proton transmembrane transporter activity. The record is from RefSeq and is a predicted model, not a curated record. The transcript has a single exon. Bases 1 to 486 code for a protein of 161 amino acids.
AUGGCUGAGCGUAAACUUGCUCUAAAAACCAUCGAUUGGGUAGCUUUUGGGGAAAUCAUACCCCCAAAUCAAAAGAUAACUGCAAACUCCCUUAAGUACUGUAAUGAGACCCUCCAUUCCAGGUUGGCUAAUCUGUCUGAGAAACCACGAGCGAUUGACUGGGCUUACUGCAAAGCCAAUGUGGCCAAGGCAGACUUGGUGAAUGAUUUUGAAAAGAAGUAUAACGCCCCAAAGAUUCCUGUGCCUGAGGAUAAAUACACGGCCCUGGUGAACCAUGAGGAAAAGGAGGAUGUGAAGAACUGUGCUGAGUUUGUGUCUGGAUCCCUGGUCAGGGUCCAGGAAUAUGAGAAGCAGCUGGAGAAAAUGAAGGACAUAAUUCCUUUUGACCAGAUGACCACUGAUGACCUGAGUGAUGCCUUCCCAGAAACCAGCCUAUCAGAACCUGUGCAGCAGGCCAGGAGGGAGCCCUGGCCUACAUUGAAAUAA